This is a messenger RNA of Homalodisca vitripennis (glassy-winged sharpshooter), 950 nucleotides long. Its product is annotated as transmembrane protein 17-like. Lineage: Eukaryota; Metazoa; Arthropoda; Insecta; Hemiptera; Cicadellidae. The transcript is spliced from 5 exons. Gene Ontology annotation, biological process: non-motile cilium assembly. The record is from RefSeq and is a predicted model, not a curated record. Gene Ontology annotation, cellular component: ciliary transition zone. The coding region runs from base 253 to 795 and encodes 180 amino acids.
AACAACUUGGGUUGACUUAUUUACAUGAUGAAUAGAAUAAUUUUAUUUCUAGUGAGUAAUGAAGUAAAAUGAUAAGUUAUUGUAUUUGUUUAUAGCAUUACUGGUACUGUUUAAAAAAAUGCUCCUAACAGUUUAAUUAGGUAUACUAACAUAAAAAUUUCAAUAUCACAGUUUCCUUGUAAAUUGCAAAAUCACCAUUACAGACCUCAAUAGGCCUAAAAUUGUGAUAAAUUAAUACAUAACAAGAACAAAAUGUUGAAGCAAACAGUGUCUACAGUUUCAGAACAUAUAUUUCCAGGAAUUGGAUAUUCAUUUGGUAGCAAUUCUAGCUUGCCACAAGUUAAAGAAAAACAUGAGGCGAUCAGUAAUUUCCCACUGCAAAUGGCGUUGUUUUUCAAUGUUGCUUUUUUCCCCGUGUGGCUCGUUACCAUCAUAGUGAUGCUACCGUUGAAGUACGACAAACUACCAGACUUGAACAAGGUGAUAUUGAUUAUAGCCUUGACUGCAGCUGUUGUGAUUGAAAUCACCAGACUGUACAUGGGUUAUUUAGGAAACCUCACAGGAAACAUCCCUGGCCUGGCAGGAUUCUGGAUGUUGUCACUCUUGCUGCAGACACCACUACAGCUGUUACUACUUCUGCCGGCGCUAAGGCCUGGCGUGGUGGAACUGGUUUCACAGGCCGUCAUGUGCUGUCUACUCACAGUCCAACUGUUCUCGGGGUUCCUGGCUCUCUCCGACUUGGCCCGACAUUCCUCCGCACGGUUCCACGUUUCCCAGUUCCUCUCCGAGAGAUGAGCUAUGACUGGGUAUAGUCAAGAAUAAUGGUCAGGGAUUAUGUAGCUCUUGUACUUCUUCCUUGUACGGAGACCAGUGACGAGUGUAGAGCUCUCCGGGAAAGCUGUCUGACCACCAAACAGAUUGUCUGUUUCUGUAACAUCACAGAAUUGCAC